CAUAAGGGCUAAAUCUUGAGUCUAUUUAUAUUUUCAUUCUUGUUUUCAUACUUCAAACGUAUAACACAAAGUGAAAAACUAAUAAUUAAAAAAAAAUAUGGCUGGAGGAGGUGGAUUAGGGCCAACAAAUGGCAAGGCAUAUCCUGGAAAACUCACAACUAAAGUGUUAAUUACUUGUAUUGUUGCUGCUAUGGGUGGUUUAAUCUUUGGUUAUGACAUUGGAAUUUCAGGGGGUGUGACAUCAAUGCCACCAUUCUUGAAGAAGUUUUUCCCAGAUGUGUAUGCAAAGACUACACACAGUGUGUCAACAAAUCAGUACUGCAAAUUCAACAGUCCAACAUUGACAUUGUUUACAUCAUCUCUAUAUUUGGCUGCACUUGUUGCUUCAUGGUCUGCUUCAAGAAUAACUAGACUUAUGGGAAGAAAAUUGUCUAUGCUAUUUGGUGGAGGUCUUUUCUUAAUUGGUGGUUUUAUCAAUGGAUUUGCCAAAAAUGUUGCUAUGCUCAUUAUUGGUAGACUGCUUCUUGGUCUUGGUAUUGGUUUUGCCAAUCAGUCUGUGCCAGUGUACCUAUCGGAAAUGGCGCCAUACAAGUACCGUGGUGCGCUAAACAUAGUGUUUCAACUCUCCAUCACAAUUGGAAUCUUUGCAGCAAACCUACUCAAUUAUUUUUUCGCGAAAAUAGAAGGCGGAUGGGGUUGGCGUUUGAGUCUAGGAGGAGCAAUUGUACCGGCAUUGAUAUUCAUAGUUGGUUCGCUUUUUCUCCCCGACACACCAAAUUCUCUAAUUGAACGCGGCAAAGAGGACGAGGCUAAAUCAAGGCUGUUGAAAAUAAGGGGAAUUGACAAUGUUGAUGCUGAGUUUAAUGAUUUGGUUGAAGCAAGUAAUAGGUCAAAACAAGUUGUAAGUCCUUGGAAAAAUUUGUUGAAAGAUAGGCAGUAUAGGCCACAGUUGAUAUUUGCUAUAGCUAUUCCUGCCUUUCAACAGUUGACUGGGAUGAAUGUAAUUAUGUUUUAUGCACCUGUUUUGUUCAAGACAAUUGGUUUUGGUGACACUGCUUCACUCAUGUCUGCUGUGAUUACUGGUAUUGUCAACUUUAUUGCUACUUUUGUGUCACUUCUUACUGUUGAUAGAGUUGGAAGGAGAGUUCUCUUUCUUGAAGGUGGCAUACAAAUGCUUAUUUGUCAGAUUAUUAUCGCGAUUUCGAUUGGACUAAAGUUUGGAAUAAGUGGCAAUCCAGGUACAUUGCCAAUAUGGUAUGCAGCAUUUGUUGUGGUGUUCAUCUGCAUAUACGUGGCCGGUUUCGCGUGGUCGUGGGGCCCACUAGGGUGGUUAGUCCCUAGUGAGAUUUUCCCCUUGGAGGUUCGACCGGCUGGUCAAUCCUUGAACGUGAUGGUCAACAUGAUUUUCACCUUCUUCAUUGCCGAGAUCUUCACUGCAAUGUUAUGUGCCUUUAAGUUUGGACUCUUCUUGUUUUUCGCAUUUUUCGUGGCGGCCAUGACAGUGUUCAUGUACUUCUACCUCCCAGAGACUAAAGGGAUUCCAAUUGAUGAUAUGACAAAGAUUUGGUGUCAACAUUGGUAUUGGAAAAGAUAUGUUACUACUAAUCAAAUAGAUGAUGAUAUUCAAAAAUCACCACAACAUAAGGGGCAAGUUUAAAGCAAUAGAAGUAGAUUAGUUAGAUUUGUUUUGAUAAAAAUUGGAGACAUUAAUUUUAUUCAUUAGUUUUUGUUAUAAAUGUGAAUUUUUA
Capsicum annuum is the source of this 1748-nucleotide messenger RNA. Its product is annotated as sugar carrier protein C-like. The transcript is spliced from 4 exons. The record is from RefSeq and is a predicted model, not a curated record. The coding region runs from base 98 to 1657 and encodes 519 amino acids. Gene Ontology annotation, biological process: monosaccharide transmembrane transport. Gene Ontology annotation, cellular component: membrane. Gene Ontology annotation, molecular function: monosaccharide transmembrane transporter activity. Lineage: Eukaryota; Viridiplantae; Streptophyta; Magnoliopsida; Solanales; Solanaceae.